UCUCUUCCUUCUGCCACUGUCAACUUCACCUCUACUCGUGGCUGGUGCUAACUAUGAGAUUUCUCUUCCUUGUGCUGUUCUUUUUCCUCCCGGCCUGGCCCGUGACUGCCACUAUUUUGCAGAACGGGCAGCCCCGCGAGGACCCUUAUCCCGGCCAGCAAUCCCCCAUCAAACUCGACAGUUCCUGGAGAAAUUACGACGCGGGCGUCCCGGAAAUUGCCUACAAAGGCCGUUGGGAUAGCAAUCACAUUUCCUGGUGGUCAGCCCCUGGGAUCAAGGUUGAGUUUUCCGGCAAACAAUUGGCUCUAAGUUUCGGCCCCAGUACCUCCAACGGCGUCCUCGUCGCUUAUCGACUUGGAUCGUUGGACUGGCGAUUCUCCAACGUGACGGCCGAUGCGACCUACCAAUUUAUCCGUCCCGAUGACUUCACCGACGACAUCGAUACCAAGACCAAUGUCUUCGAAAUGCGAGUGACGAAUUGGGGUUUGGGAGUCCAGUUGGCCGGUGUGUCCGUUGCGAAGGACGCCUACAUCACCAAACCCACUCCUUACAAGAGAAAGGUGGAAAUCAUCGGCGGCUCGCUGGCUGGAGGCCAAUACGCCACCUAUGAAACCCUGUCGUCCUGGUCCUUCCUCUAUGGCGUGGGAUUGGGUGAUGCUGAGUUUACGAUCACGGCCUACCCCGGUGUAUGUCUAGCUGACAUGCAAUGCUAUGGCGGUGGCGUUCAUGGAAUGACCUGGUUCUGGAAUCGCGCAUCCGACCCUGGAGCCCGUGCGCAUCAGUUUUACGGCGACAAUCCACCCGAGUUUGACAACUCCGCCGAGCAGCCGGCCGACCUGGUGUUUAUCCAGAUGGGUGGAAACGACUGGCGCCACCCGAACGAGGUGCCCGGUGACAAGUUCUACCAAGCUUAUGUCGACAUGGUAGAGGAGAUCCAUCGCGUCUGGCCCAAAGCUGAAAUCGUCCUGAUGUCACAAUGGGGACCCUUCGAGAAGCAUGGGACACAGUACAAGUCGACUAUACAGUACAAAGACGAGAUUAUCCGGGUGUACGAGUACUUCAAGGACCUGCGAUGGACAUUUGUCCACUACCUCAACACGGAUGGCAUCCUGCAGCACAAUGACAUCAACCCGAAGAACCACCCGACGGAUGUCGGCCACAUCAAGGUUGCCAGCCACCUGCUGCAGUGGACACGACUGGUCCUUCGCUGGGAGCUGAAGCCGACCGGCGAGAUGCAGCACGGGACGCUGUACUGGAACGAUCAGGAAGGUUAUUGAUUUCGUGGUCUAUCAUGUAUUCAUAGAGGCAGAAAUGUCUGUACAUUCGCAUUUUGGCCGAGAGUUGCCGUGCAUAUUCAAAAUAGAUGUUUAUACCUCAACUGUGCUAUAGCUACGAAGCCCUGGAGCGCCCUGACUUGAAUUCUUCGUGCGCG
Messenger RNA from Aspergillus saccharolyticus JOP 1030-1, 1432 nucleotides. RefSeq names its product SGNH/GDSL hydrolase family protein. The record is from RefSeq and is a predicted model, not a curated record. Gene Ontology annotation, molecular function: carboxylic ester hydrolase activity. The coding region runs from base 54 to 1277 and encodes 407 amino acids. The transcript has 11 exons. NCBI's taxonomy places the organism in Eukaryota, Fungi, Ascomycota, Eurotiomycetes, Eurotiales, Aspergillaceae.